Messenger RNA from Anthostomella pinea, 399 nucleotides. The record is from the annotation of a GenBank genome assembly. NCBI's taxonomy places the organism in Eukaryota, Fungi, Ascomycota, Sordariomycetes, Xylariales, Xylariaceae.
AUGUUCGAUUCGUGCGCCUUCUAUGGACAUAACGAAGUUGACCUUCAGGCGAUUGGAGACCCACGAUACGUACUUGGUAUCGAGUUCGUCGACAUGUACAAGAACGAAGUCGGUGCCUCUGAGCCACAGGAGGAUUUCCACGAUCGCCACGAGCUCUACGGCAUUCGAAAUAACGUGGUGGUGGCAGCAAUAUGCCCGGACCAAGUCCAGUUGCUCGACAAAGCCAAGGAAACCAUGCAGAAGUUACUCGAGAAAUUUCCCGCUGGUUAUGAAGGGUUCUGUCGCAACGGCGAUCAUGAAGCAGCUUCGAGCACCACGGGUGUGCUGCCGGAUGACUUGGACUCAGGGACAGCAGACUACCGAGUGAGGACUGGCGUCUGGCGUUAUAUCUGUGAAUGA